This is a messenger RNA of Misgurnus anguillicaudatus (oriental weatherfish), 898 nucleotides long. The record is from RefSeq and is a predicted model, not a curated record. Lineage: Eukaryota; Metazoa; Chordata; Actinopteri; Cypriniformes; Cobitidae.
UCAUUCAGCUCACUUAGUUUUUUAAAAGGGUAUUUUUAUACGUUGUACAGAGCAAAUCAUUUGCUUCUUAUUCGACUCUAGUAAACCGGAAGUAAUAGUUUCUGACCUUUACCGCCAACUGACACGUGGGUUUGUUAUGCGAUUUCCGUUCUGUUGGUAUAAUACUACAAGAGCAUUUAAAAUGGAUGGCAAGCCACUAAUUUUAGAUGGAGGUCUGGGAACCGAACUUGAAGUUAAUGGACUUCAAAUAGAUGGGGAUCCACUGUGGAGUGCAAGAAUUCUGCAUACAGACCCAAAGGCCAUUAAGGAUGUCCAUUAUAGAUUUCUCCAAAGUGGCUCAGAUGUCAUAACAACAGCCACGUAUCAGGCCAGCAUUGAAGGAUUUGUGAAAUAUCUUGGUCUUGGGCCCGAGGAAGCUCGGCAGCUGAUCAUGUCUGGAGUUCAACUGGCAAAAGAGGCAGUAUCAGACUUUAUGUCUCAGAACAAGGUUUCAGAAGACAGAAGACAACCUUUGGUUGCAGGCUCAGUGGGUCCAUAUGGGGCGUUCCUACAUGAUAGAUCAGAGUAUACUGGGGCAUAUGAGGAAAAAAUGACAGUGGAGGAGUUUAAAGACUGGCAUCGUCCCCAGAUCCAGUGUUUGGUAAAGGCUGGAGUCGAUCUUGUUGCCAUGGAGACAAUUCCAUGUCUUAAAGAGGCAGAGGCAUUGGUAGAAGUUCUCAAAGAAUUCCCAGGAACUAAAGCCUGGCUUUCCUUUUCCUGUAAGUCAUAAUAUUUCGAGUGGGAAGACAUUUUCUGAGGCAGUGCAGGUGGCUUGUAGGUCCUCACAGCUGGUUGCUGUGGGAGUGAACUGUUGCCCCCCUGAUCUGGUGAAACCACUUCUAGAGUCAGCCAUGUCCCA